AUGUGGGAAGCUAUUUGUUUCAGACUUCUAAGCUUGAUUGCAACCUUUUCGUGGAACUUUCUGGAUGUGUUUAUUAUGGUUAUUGGCAUUGGACUGUCCACGCAAUUCAGAUUAUUCAAUGUCGAACUGGGACGAACAGUGGGACAGCAAUUAUUCUCGAGUUUUAGGCCACAUCCAACGAGUUACCUCAUGAUUUAUUUUUGGUACUCCCUAAUUUUCCUCUUGAUGCGAGCAUUCUUAGUGGCAUUCACUGCGGCUGCUGUCAACGAUGAAUCGACAAAAUCCAUCAGAAUUUUGCGAUCUGUGUCCUCCUAUUCGUGGAAUACAGAGACGAAACGUUUUUUUGAUGAAGUUAAAUGUGGUACAGUCGCAUUAUCUGGAAUGAAGUUUUUCUAUUUAACUCGAAAGAUAAUCCUGAGCGUGGCAUCAGCAAUCGUUACGUAUGAGCUGAUUUUGAUGCAGUUCCAAUUGAGCUAUGAUGAAAUAUCAAUAUGUAAAUCUUAA
Molecule: messenger RNA, 504 nt
Organism: Sitodiplosis mosellana (orange wheat blossom midge)
Lineage: Eukaryota; Metazoa; Arthropoda; Insecta; Diptera; Cecidomyiidae
Product: gustatory receptor for sugar taste 64f-like
Exons: 4
Coding region: 1-504 (167 amino acids)
Biological process (GO): detection of chemical stimulus involved in sensory perception of taste; sensory perception of chemical stimulus
Cellular component (GO): membrane
Molecular function (GO): taste receptor activity
Source: RefSeq, a predicted model, not a curated record